Molecule: messenger RNA, 1771 nt
Organism: Sitophilus oryzae (rice weevil)
Lineage: Eukaryota; Metazoa; Arthropoda; Insecta; Coleoptera; Curculionidae
Product: leucine-rich repeat-containing G-protein coupled receptor 6-like
Exons: 3
Coding region: 1-1023 (340 amino acids)
Molecular function (GO): protein binding
Source: RefSeq, a predicted model, not a curated record
AUGGAACAAACAGUACCUCUUAAAACUCUGAAUUUAAAAAAUUGUUCAUUAAUAUUCAUAGAAGUGCAUAGUUUUGUGGGUUUAACAUGUUUAUCAGAACUGAAUCUGGAAAACAAUAUGUUAGAAUCGAUUAUACCAGGCACAUUUGAUCCCUUAGUGAACGUUACGAAAAUUAAUUUAAAAGAUUUGUUCUCUUUAACCAAUUUGGACUUAUCAGAUAUCGGUUUAGUCGAAGUCAUGCCUAGAGCUCUUUACGGAUUGAAGACGUCAAAGGAGCUUCAUUUAAAUCUUAAUAAUCUAAAACACAUAAAUAACGAUACUUUCGUUGAUAUGCAAAGUUUAGAGUUGUUGGAUUUAAACGACAAUAACUUGAUAAAACUUGAUGAUAAAAAUUUCGAAGGUUUAAUAAAUUUGAAAGAGUUACGACUCAACAGCAACUCAAUAAACAGUAUUUCCAUUAAAGCUUUUGAGGGUUUGAAUAGUUUGGAAAUUUUACGAAUCGAAGACGAUGAAAUUCAAAAUAUCGCACUGGGAGUCUUAUUAAUAACCGAUUCACAUAUACCUAUUAUAAGAAACGCUUCUUUCUUAGGCUUAUUUAAUCUAUUAACACUCGAAAUAAAAAACUCGACCAUCGAAAACAUUGAAAUCAACGCCCUUAUUGGACUAUUCAAUCUGAACAAUUUCCAGGCCAAAGAUAUUUUUAGGAAAAUUAAAGUUAUACCUGGUUUUAUCUUUAAAGAUUUGUUCUCUUUAACCAAUUUGGACUUAUCAGAUAUCGGUUUAGUCGAAGUCAUGCCUAGAGCUUUUUACGGAUUGAAGACGUCAAAGGAGCUUCAUUUAAAUCUUAAUAAUCUAAAACACAUAAAUAACGAUACUUUCGUUGAUAUGCAAAGUUUAGAGUUGUUGGAUUUAAGCGACAAUAACUUGAUAAAACUUGAUGAUAAAAAUUUCGAAGGUUUAAUAAAUUUGAAAGAGUUACGACUCAACAGCAACUCAAUAAACAGUAUUUCCAUUAAAGAUUAAAGCUUUUGAGGGUUUGAAUAGUUUGGAAAUUUUACGAAUCGAAGACAAUGAAAUUCAAAAUAUCGCAUUGGGAGUGUUUCAGAAUUUCCCGUAACUGAAAACCUUAAAUUUGAACGGGAAUCUUUUGGUAGAGUUUCAAGUUGGCGCCUUUUCAAAUUUGCCUCUUUUAGAGAAUUUGUACACGGAAAAUAACAAUGUUUCUGCUAUUCUUACGGAAUCGUUGCUGCCGUUAAGAUCUCUGGUUACCUUAGACUUGGAAUGAAAUCAUAUAAAAAAAAUCGAUUAUGACAUAUUAGUAUCGAAUUUUAAUAAACUGAAAACAGUAGGAAUUGCAAAGAACAAAUUUCCAUGCGAUUACUUAAAAGGAAUGAUAGCCAAGUUUAAUAAAUUUCAAAUAAAUUUUGCCACAAAAAAUCCAGAUUAUCACAGUGACAACAUUGAUGGAACAGAUUGCAUAGACGUGUGUAAAUAUUUGCUUUGUCUAAAAGAUUCACAUGGUAUCAAUUAAUAAUUCUCUUUGUGACUUAUAAAAUUAUGUUCAUUAAUGUAUAUAGUCUGUCCAACGAGGGGAUCCCUGACAGUGACAGUUGUGUCUGUCAUUUUCAUUUUAAUUCGCAAGUAAAUUGUCCUUUUUUUAAAGUCGUCUGUCGAAAGCAUCCCUGAGUCGUUUGACAGACUUAUUUUAGUUAGUUAUAUGGUAUGUAAUAGUAGACUGUAGAAUGUUUAGGAGGGGACUUAAUCACCGCGA